AUGGACGCCUCUACUGCUGCGGCCACGGGCGCAGAGCCCGAACCGCCCACAAACGGGGCCUUGGCAGCUGCACCAGGUGCAGCAGCGGUGGCUGCUGAGGGUGCGCCAGCAGCAGCAGGCGCCGAGGCAGCUGGCGCAGCAGCAGCAGCAGCAGCAGCAGCAGCAGCAACAGCAGCAGCUAAUGGAGCGCCACCUUCCGGCCCAUGGAAGUGCAGCGUCUGCUUGGUCUCUAACGAGGCCUCCUGUGAUGUGUGUCCCUGCUGCGAGACAGGAAGAGAUGGAAAGGCACAGGCCCCCAAGGCUGCGGCUUUUCCGAGAAGCAGCAACGGCAGCAACUCAGUUUUCUUAGAAGCAGCAGGAAAUGGAACAUCUGCUGCUGCUUCUGGAGGGCCCAGAAAGAGUUCGGGAUUCAUGCCGGUGCUCGACGGUGCUGCUGCAGCCUCCCCGCUGGCAAGCCAGCAGCAGCAGCAGCAGCAGCAGCAGCAGCAGCAGGAGCAGCCCCACAAGCCGAAGGGCUUUGUUUUUGGAGGACCUGCUGGCGAGCAGCAGCAGCAGCAGCCGAAGGGGUUUGUGUUCACGGCGCCGUCUGCUGCUGCCGAGUCGGCGGAGCAGCAAGAGCAGCAGCAGCAGCAGCAGCAGCAGCAGCGGGAGCUGGUGCGCCAGCAGCAGCAGCAGGAAGCAGCAACUUGCUUGGCUUCCCCCGACUUCGCCAAAGGCCAGCCCACUGGCCUUGUCUACAUGUUUGGUUCUGGAGAACUUGAGCAGAUUCCUUUUUUCAAUCCCGAGGAAGAAGGCGGCGGCGAGGUCACGCUGCCGCGCCUCAUCCCGCUGCAGCAGCAGCAGCAGCAGCAGCAGCAGCAGCAGCAAAUGCAGGUCGUGAGGGCCUGCAGCGGGGCGCUGCACACUGUGCUGCUGCUCGCCAAUGGCCGCUGCUGCUCCUUCGGGUGUAACGACGAGGGAGCUCUGGGCAGGCACUGCAAAGACGUGCCUCCAAAUGAGCCAGGUACUUAUUUGCUGCUGCUGCUGCUGCUGCUGCUGCAGCAGCUGCAGCAGCAGCUGCAGCAGCAGCUGCUGCUGCAGCUGUUGCAGCUGCAGCUUCCGGUUGUCUUGCUUUUGCAGCUGCAGUCUGCAUUUGCCAGCUGGUAUUUGGCUGCUGCGUUCCACAGCUUGCUUUUUUGCAUGCUGUUGCUGCUGCUGCUGCUGCUGCUGCUGCUGCUGCUGCUGGGGCUCUGCAGGAGUUCUUGA
Eimeria necatrix is the source of this 1245-nucleotide messenger RNA. RefSeq names its product regulator of chromosome condensation, putative. Gene Ontology annotation, molecular function: guanyl-nucleotide exchange factor activity. The coding region runs from base 1 to 1245 and encodes 414 amino acids. Gene Ontology annotation, cellular component: cytoplasm. The transcript is spliced from 2 exons. NCBI's taxonomy places the organism in Eukaryota, Apicomplexa, Conoidasida, Eucoccidiorida, Eimeriidae. The record is from RefSeq and is a predicted model, not a curated record.